GAAUACCGACAUACUUCCUCUAUUAUGGUUAGAUACAUGAUCUUGACUUUAGUUGAGAUUUUUCAACUUUUCCAUAAAUUUUGGCAAUGUCAAACAUUAAUUGAUCACAGCACUUUAUUUAGAAACUCUAUCUAUAAUUCAAAUUGGUAUAACACAUCACUUAGGACAAAAAAAAUGUUGUACAUUAUGUUAAUUAAAUCUGAAAAGGUGUGUAAAUUAACAGGAGGAAAAUUCUUUGACAUGUCUUAUCACACUUUCGUUAAGAUUUUAAGCUCAGCAGCUUCAUAUUUCACAGUUUUAUCAACCAUAAAAUAAUUAAAUUUAAAAAUGAAGAAAACAGUGUUGUUACUUUUGGACAACGAAAUCGGCUAUAAUAUAACACAGGCACACAAAAGAAAAAAAAUUUCAAUUGCCAGGACUGCCAUAUGGUAGAUUUUCUUCCUUAAGGUGUAUCUAAAGAGAAAAACGUAGUCCAACCUAAAAGAAAGUUCGUGUUUUCUUUUUACAAAC
Messenger RNA from Leptopilina boulardi, 510 nucleotides. Its product is annotated as odorant receptor coreceptor-like. Lineage: Eukaryota; Metazoa; Arthropoda; Insecta; Hymenoptera; Figitidae. Gene Ontology annotation, biological process: sensory perception of smell; detection of chemical stimulus involved in sensory perception of smell. Gene Ontology annotation, molecular function: olfactory receptor activity; odorant binding. The transcript has 3 exons. The record is from RefSeq and is a predicted model, not a curated record. Bases 25 to 315 code for a protein of 96 amino acids. Gene Ontology annotation, cellular component: plasma membrane.